Molecule: messenger RNA, 885 nt
Organism: Fusarium tjaetaba
Lineage: Eukaryota; Fungi; Ascomycota; Sordariomycetes; Hypocreales; Nectriaceae
Exons: 4
Coding region: 1-885 (294 amino acids)
Source: RefSeq, a predicted model, not a curated record
AUGAGCGGCGAGAUCAAAACUAUCGCUCGUGCCCUUCGCUCUGCGAGCCACAACACUCUUCCCAACGGCGAUCUUACCUUUCUCGAGAUCCAAGGCCGCCGCUUGAUCGAGAAGGUCUAUGAUGGCGAAGAGCUCAAGGACCAGCGGCUGGUUGCCUCUGGACUGAGGGAGGGCUCAACUGCAGGCUACGCCGUGGCCAAAGAUAAGACCUACGCUGUAUACAUUGGUGAUGAUAGCAUCAUCAAGGUCAGUGAGUUUGACGAGGAUUCUGAGGAGUGGGAUGAGUACGACCUCGAAGGCGCCGGUGAUGUCGCUAUCCAUGGUCAGGGCCACCUCACUGUCGCAGGGCUCCCUAGCAUGAACUUGGUGGUAUAUCAGGCACCUGAUGGAUCUAUCAAGAGUAUCAAGCACGAUAAGGAUUCUGAUAGCUGGACUGAAGAGUUUGACAUCCCUGGGUCCGCAGCAAUUGGAACUCCGAUUGCCGGGUUUUCGACCGACGAGGCUCUCAUUGUGAGCUUCUUCGGAGAAGACAAAGAGAUCCACGUUCACAGUCGAGACUUUGAGAACGGCGACUGGACUGAGGAAACCAUCAACGAUUCCUCCUUCGACGACACUGUCGAUAGCAUCAUCGUCGCCAAAGACAAAGACAGCGGCCACUUUGAGGCCUACGUCUUGGCCAACAACACGGUCUACAACAUCACCAAGACCGGGUCUCGCGACACCGUCGGUUCUUUCAGCGGUGAUGGCGACUUUGUGCCCUCCACUAAAGCUGAGUCCGGUGGCUGCUACGGCAACAACUGGGGCAACUAUUGCGGCGUUGUGGCUGUGGAUGUCCUCGUCCCCGCCGUUGCCCGCCUUGUUGGUAAUGUUGGGUGGGCAGACUGA